AUGUAUUCUCCGUCUAGCCUGCACAGUAAUCCGCAACCGAGCGGCUCCAGCAAUUGGCAGAUCAACGCCGGUAUACCGAGUAAUGCAAGUUAUGGUCACAAUGCCUUUGGCGUCAAGCCGCAAAGGACACAGAGACGAUACGGUGGCAAUUCGCCAGAUAAUUAUUGGCAACCAAUCAUUGGCGGAAAUGGUACACUCAGUCACGCCGCUACGGCUCCAGUACCUCUACAGCCUGUCCUGUCUGCUCCAAAGUAUGUCAAGACAGAAGUAUUUCCACAACCUGGACCGUCCAGCUAUUCGCAUGGUAUACAGGGUGAAGAUACUCUGCCGUCGACUAAUUCCUCAUGGACAUCAUCUCCCCCUUUCAAAAAGCGCAAGCUCACACCUCCCCAGCCCGCAAAUGAUUCUGUCGCGUCUUCAUAUCCGCCUGUCCAGGUUCAGCCUCUUGCGUUCACGUCUCAAAGUGCUGUUCCGCCAAUACCAACAUCUACCAUUGCGUCUACGUUGCGUUCCUCGGGUACGCCUCCCGUCAAGCGUGAACGCAGCCUAAGUCCCGUCCUUCCGAGUAGCCCGAGAGUGACUACGGAAGGCUCGAUUCGCUUCGCACCCCUGCCUGAGCACUGCCGGAAAGCACAUGCACAGUAUAUAGCCAACCGUAAAGUGUGGGUGAAUCAAGAGGUCAAGAAACUCAAGCAGAUCAACCCCUCUAUAAGAGCUGUCCGGGUCUUGACACGGGACGAUGGAAUGGUGAUCGACUGGCGAUCCUCCGUCCCGGUCAUGUCAGACACUCUACUGUCUGCGAAUAAGGGCCAAGACCCGCCUCCUAGCAGACCAUCCGCCACUCCGGAUGCAUUGUCCGUUGGUCUUUCAGUACUAGAAGUGCCCCAGUCGCAGCAACUAUCUCCAAAUCGUGGUACUCCUCCACUUUCCCCGCCUAUUGUAGCUAUGUGCGAGCCAGAGGGAGUGCCCGCCUCAUGCGCCUCCCCUGCUGCUCGUUAUGACGUUACUCCAUCGUCAGCAGGCAACUCUUCCAACCUCCCUAUGGCUAAGAGUGCAGCAAAGCUUGACAAUUCAGACAACUGUGCUUCGUCGCGGGCCAAUUCCUCGUCCUCCACGGCAGGUAGGAAUGCUGCGCCAACUCGCGCGCCCAAUUCAGCCAAGCGUGAGGAAAUUGCUCAUCCUCAACCUGGCCCUUCCUGUGUGACGCGUAGCACGCCCUCGAGCUCACCUUGCGCCGACGCAAAUGUCAUUCCGCAGGGUGUCACUUCUGAGCAGCAUCAACAGCCGGAUCCCAGCAGGCGUUCUGACCAGCCGGCCCCCCCGGGAACCACUCUCCCGCCCACUCAGGGAGCUAUGGCGAGGCCCGGUGAGUCACCCGUGGUUCCGCAGGAAACUGCCCCGGCGAGCCGAAAGUCAUUAUCGCAAAGCCUCGAGCUCCCACGCAGAGCGCCUCCCCAAAUGUCUCAUCCCGAGACCACGCCCGACUGCAGUAGCAGUCGUCCGUCGCCGCCCGUUCCUACGCAAUUUGAGGAUCUGAGCACGCCAUCUGUACACCAACUGGUCGCCGCAAUCUCCACACCGACGCGGACAUCCGACGAAGAAGGGUAUCAAAUGGAGUCGGCUGCAUUGGACUUCUUGCGGAGGUUCAUUGUGACGUACGACUCAGACCGCUCCGCACUCGCCAGUGCGUAUUCCCGCUUCGCCACUUUCUCUGUGCAGACUAUCGCGCGCUCGGGACGUACUCUAGAGGGCCCUGAUCCUCGUAAGCUGAAGCAGGGCCGGCUCGACAUAAUGGCCGGGCUCCUGUGCCUGCCGGAUGAACGGCGCUUCUGCGCAUCCGGACCCACUAAGGUCGAGUACGACGUCGUGCACCUCGGUGCUACGUUCGGUGUGCUUCUGAUAUGUUACUCUGGCAAUGAAAGUGGCACGUGGGCUUGCGAUCAGCGCUUCGUGCUGCAAUAUAAGGACUGGGAUGAAGAAGAUCGGACUCGACUACCUACAGAUAUCGUUCAAGCUCACGGUAUUGGAGAGGCACUCCAGCCAGGAGUAGCUUGCAUUUCAGAGGCCGCGCUAUGGGUCGAGCUACAAUCUCAAACGCCUCUAGUCUCUCCCAAGCAGCCUACAAACAGCGCCCUUUCUGGAUGGUCUGAGGAUGGUCGCUCUAAGUAUAGUCAAGUUGACGCAGACGAGAUAUGCUCCCUACCUGCGAUAAGCGGGGAAUCCUCCCUUUACAGUCAAGACCAACGGCUGGAGAUCAUAGAGGCCGCCGCUCUGUAUCAUCGCCAAGCUCUAUCUCAGCUUCACAAGAGUUUGAACGCUAUGUUGCCUGUUCACCGCCUGCUUCCCGAGGUGCUUACCGCGAUAUUCACAUUCGUCGUUCUCGACUGCACCGUGACCGACGGUAACCAUCAGCGAGAUAUCCAAUUGUUCUAUCUAUGGAUGCGAGUCAUGCAUGUCUGUUCAUACUGGCGCACUGUCACCCUGGGCUCUCCUCUGCUCUGGAGCAAUAUUCUAAUUACCCCCAACGCAGAAUUUAUGGCCCAGGCCUUGAAGCUUGCGGGAACAGCACCUCUCGUUAUCAAUGCGAUUGGCUGCAGGCUUCGUGAGGCUCUAAAUACCGAGCACAUAGCCAGUCUCCGCACCGUUCUGCAAGCUAUGCCGCGCAUCAAGGAGCUGCAUAUAGCCGCUAAUCAUCUCGCUACGGCUAUUGCUGAAAAGAUAUCCGGUGCAGCUUUACUACGUUUGCUGAAGUUGCAAGAAGCAGACGAUGAGAGAAAACGGUUCUCCGUACGCAUAAUGGGAUUCAAUCACGCAGGCAGCUCUUCCUUCCUUCCCAAUCACGACUGCUUCAGGAUGUCGGUUAUACCCCCGCCAUAUCAACUUCACAUCACCCUAAACGGCUUACGCUCAUGGGAGAGGCCCUGGAGGACGCUUUCGACGGUACGGGCGUGCCAGCAGGCAGGCUCGGCCUUGUUGGAGGCACUUUCCAAACGUAGAGAGGGUGCUUACAACAAUCCAGACUCCUUAUUCAUGCCGCAGCUCAACCAUCUGAGCCUCCACGAAGUUUACUGCAGGCAAGCACCACCGGACUCGGAGGAUUACGAUGUGACCGAUUUACUUCUUGAAUCCCUGAAAUUCAGACAAGGCAAGGGAAAGAGACUGGAGAAGCUGACGUUAGAAUACUGCAUCAAUAUAAAUCGGAGGGACGUUAGGCAGUACCGGGAAUAUGUGGAGAAGGUGGUUUGGGAUAAAGGUGUUCAUUACGAGGACCCAGCUGAGUCAGACAGCGAUCUUGAAGAUUGGAGGUCAAUUCCGGAUGGUUGGGAAUAA
This is a messenger RNA of Postia placenta MAD-698-R-SB12, 3330 nucleotides long. RefSeq lists its product as hypothetical. Bases 1 to 3330 code for a protein of 1109 amino acids. The transcript has 11 exons. The record is from RefSeq and is a predicted model, not a curated record. Lineage: Eukaryota; Fungi; Basidiomycota; Agaricomycetes; Polyporales; Adustoporiaceae.